This is a messenger RNA of Pangasianodon hypophthalmus (striped catfish), 6900 nucleotides long. It is a transcript of the gene casp8ap2, whose product is annotated as caspase 8 associated protein 2. NCBI's taxonomy places the organism in Eukaryota, Metazoa, Chordata, Actinopteri, Siluriformes, Pangasiidae. Gene Ontology annotation, molecular function: transcription corepressor activity. Gene Ontology annotation, cellular component: mitochondrion; PML body. The transcript is spliced from 10 exons. The coding region runs from base 164 to 5845 and encodes 1893 amino acids. The record is from RefSeq and is a predicted model, not a curated record. Gene Ontology annotation, biological process: extrinsic apoptotic signaling pathway via death domain receptors; Fas signaling pathway.
CAAACUCUUAGCGUUCACUGAAACACCGGAAGUUUAGAGACCGCGCGAAAAUGUCGUCACUUCCUGUUUUGCGAAGCGGUUCGGGUUGGCGCGAUUGUUUUUGGAGCAAAGCGAUUCUGAAAUGACUUCUCGAGCAAUGUGAGGCGUGUACUAACCCUCAGAGAUGGAGACGAAUGCCAUAGAUGAGCUUUAUGGUGAUCUUGGUCAGGGGCAUCAUGAUUCUGUCCUGAAUUGUGAUGAAGACUCGGUGGAUAUUUACUCAGGACUUGAGGACAGUCCCAAGAAAAAUAAAGACAACGGCAAGGACAGCACUUUUCUUUCCCCUAGAGUGAAAGAGUCGUUGGAUUUGUAUGAGGAACUCAUUACUGAAGAGCAGGAGGAGAAAGAUGCGACCUAUAAUGAGUUGAAAAGUAAAUUUGUUGCAGCACAAAACCAAGUGCAGGAUUUGCUUGCAAAGUUGCAGCAGAUGCAAACUAAGAACUCAAGUUUACACCAGGAGAACACUCUGCUGAAGAAGAACAUAUGUGCACUUAUCAAAACGGCUAAAAUGGAGAUUGUUAGGAAGGAUGAAGAGAUAAGCAAAUUAAGCAAAAGAUCAAGUCGGGGUAGUUUCCAUCCAUCUGCGAGGGAAAGAGGACAAGAUGCCUACAACAGGAGCUUGGCGAGUUUGAACAGCCCUGCUGGUCCUGUAAGGGAGUCUCAGGAUCUUAAAAGAGACAAGGGAUUAACAGAGGUGUCAGAGGGUAGACCAUUAAAUCAGCCUGGUGAUUCAUCCUCGGUGGAUGCCACACUGUCAUCGUCUGUGGUGCUGCAAAGAUGCACCAGGAGCAACCUUGAGAAUCCUUUAAAUCGGCAAAAUAAGGAUUCUCAUGGCUUGGAUUUACCUUCCAACCCCACUGCACAAGAUCACAGACAUGCCCAGGAUAGUAGAACGUCUUGUAGCAAAGAAAGGGAAAGCUCAAGCACGAACUCUGAGACUAGCAGUAGGCAGAACGUUUGUGAUGAAACAGAUAGCAGGAAGGGAGUGAAACAGUCUGGUAAAGAGAGGAGCUCAAAAGAGAAGGACAUAUCAGAAAAAUCUCAAACCAAAACAGAUAAAAACAGAUCAGAAAGAGAUCAGAGGGAGUCUGCAAAAAGCAGUUGUGGAUCAGGCAAUGGUCAACGUCACCAGCAUGAUGAUCCCGUAACGCUCAAGAGAUCUGGCCGGUCGAGGAGUCCUUCCUCUCAUCCACGACAUACCUUCUCAUCUACCCCCGAUUCGUCUAGAUCGAAUGCAGACACGCAGAGCAGGAAAGAAGAAUUCCGGCAUAAGCAAGGACAAGAAAGACAAAGUGGACAUACGGAGGUGUCUGGCAGUAGAAGUGAAAAGAGCAGCUCAGACAAGUUGCACCGAAAGACGGAGAAAAGAGGCACAAGGGAGCAUCACAGAAAAGAGGAGAGGAGGCAAGAGGGUAUGAGCAGCUCAGAAAGGAGACGCACCAGAAGUGAUGGGAUCAAGGAGUAUGAGCAUAGGAAGACUCAAAGUGAAGAAGGAAAUAGACCAGUUGAAAAGAAUAGCAAUAGAGGAGAAAGAAGAAGCACCAGGUCUGAGACUAGCAAAGAACAUGAGCGACAGAAUACCCAAGAUUCGAGUACCACAAGGAGGAUGAAUAAUAAAGCAGACAACAUACGCAUCAAUGAUGGAAAGGACCGAAGCCGCACUGACGAAAACAGACUGCAUGCUUCGCCUGUUAAACCUAAUCAUAAUGCUCAAAAUCUGAGAAAAAAUAAAGAUGACAAAAGGAGGACAUCUGGCAGAACUGAAGAAUCAUCCAGGAGCAAAGCAUCAAGCAGUCGUGAUGACUCUAAAGGUUAUAUAAGUUCUGAUAGACAUAGUGUCAAAGAGAGUAUAAAAGGCAAAGGGAGGGUUGAUAAAGAAAAACAAAUUGGCACUCCAGACAAAGGAUCAAAGAACACUCCAGAUAAUGCAGGGAUCCCCAAAAUGAGUGAGGAUGGUAAUAUUCAAGUGGAGAGCCUCACAAAAGCAAGAAAAAACUCUCCAAUAAGGUUAACCACUAGUUGUGAUAGUUCUGCCAUGGCAGAAGAGAGUAGUCCAAAAAGAAAAUUAACCUUUAUGGAAACUCUGAACCUGACUGUCUCACCAAUUAAAAGGCAAAACAGCUCUGAACAAGCUAAAGAGCCAGUUCAGCCACCUCCUGAGGACACCCUUGUAAGCAACUCGACUAAGGACAGAAGUUCGUUUGAGGUUGGAGAAGAGUUCUGCGUGAUUGAUGAAGUAGUGGAUGACUCUAUGGAUGACUCCCUGGCUCUCCCUACCAGUACAACCACACAGCCACAUUAUAAAGAACCACCAACAAGCCUGGAAGUCAAGGGAAAGGAACUUGAAUUACCAGAAAGGUUUGAUGGUGACCUGAGUAAAACUCGAUCUGGGAAAAUGGAUGGUACAGAUUCAGAGAUAAAGGAAGAUGAAUCCAUUACAAAAGCAGAUUUUGUAAAUACAGAUGUAUGUCCCACUAGCAUUUCUCAGAAAUGUGUGGUAGAUAAGACUGCUGUUCCUGAAGUUCCUAUAGCCCCAGAAAGAGCUAAACCAGUUGACAGUCUCUCUGUUACUUUAACUGAUGUUAGCUGCAAAGAACAAGACUCUCAGGCUUCUGUAAAGAAAGACAAAGAAAGGAGAAGGAUCGGUACUCAGAAUUCUAGUGAAGGUGGCCAAAUAGAUGAUAAACCAGAGGCAUCAGUUCAAAAUGACAUACCUCAGCAGGAAGUCGCUACCUCUAUCCUGGCAACUGCUACGGCCAAGACUUGUUCAAAUACAGACCCCUCUGUGUUUCUGGAAGUUGUUUCUAGCACUGUUAGUGUGGAAAAUAACCACCAAAGCAAAGAAACAAUAACUGUUUCAGACAUGGACAUCACACGAGGCCUUGAGAACCCAGAUCCUUGUCCAGGCCCACUAGUAGGGCCAAACGCUGAGGUGAUUAAUGUCAACACAGUACUACCUGAACAAGCAAGCUCCUCUGAGCCUGAUUCCACAGAGAAUGAGAUGGAGAUCUCCAGGCCUUCCCGGUCUGUAUUGGUGCCUCAUGAUGAAGAUUCCAUGAUGCUGACCCUGAGAAACAUUAAAGUAAUUCCAGAAGCCAUCAGUCCUCUUACAAGUCCAGUUCGCCAGAUAAAGAAAUCCCAGCAGCAGCACUUAGGAAAGGAGCCACAUGUCAAAAGUCUCAGCAAAGAUUUCUCCACAUCAGCCACUGUGGCAGAUAAGGAUGCAGUCAAGAUGGACAUGAACAAAGAAAACAAGAGACCUGAUUGCUUAGACAUGCCUAGUGUGCAGAAAGAUCAGCAAGAGGCUCUUUCCUCUACUGCUACUGAAGAAGACUUGGAAGAAGGGGAAAUUAUCAGUGAGAGUGAUGGGGAAGGUGCUCUGGUCAUUCAGAGUCCUCCAAAUGAAAAAAGAUCAUGUUUACGGAAUCAGCCCAGUCCCAGAUCACCAAGGUUACAAAAAAAAUCUCAAAUGCAACCCGCCGUUACUCCCAGCCGCAAAGAACAAGAGAAAAGCACGACUCCUAAAGACAGUCCCUCCUCGAACAAGAGGCGUUUCAAAACUGUCACUGUUCCACCCAAGGCGAAAAUUUCAACUUCUGCUGAAUUUAUGAACAUGUUGUUAUUUAUACGGUCAGAGCUGAGACGAAAGUACAUGAAACUUCAUAAAAAUGUCACCAAACCAGCUUUUUGCUGCAUCAUUGAAAUGUCUCAGGCUUCUUUCACAGAAUUUGUUGACAGCGUUAACUUUCACAAAUUUUGCAGUCAAGGAAAUGAAAUCAAACCCCGGCUCAAUAAGAUCAUCUGUUCUGUAAUGAGCAAGGUCUCUAACAAUGGCAUUGUGAACCGUAUCUUUGAACAACGAGCUGAAGAUCUCAAGCAGAAGCUGUGGAACUUUGUAGAUGGCCAGUUUGAUUUCUUGUUUAAGGAGCUAAAAGCAGCACUUAAAGGUGCUCCAGAUCUUUCCAAGAAUAAAUCAUCUUUAGAAAGUAAGCAGUCAAAUCCUAGGGCAAAAGAGGAUUUGAAUGUGGAUCUGUGCACACUACAAGCUAAAGAACCUUUGAGCACAACUGAAAACAGACCACAUAAAAAGUCUCAGGGUGAAAUAGAAAGCGAGGGCCAAAAGGUCCAGGAGAAGAUCACUUCUUCAAACAGUUUGCCAUGUAGAGGCCUUGGCAGCAGUGGUAAAAACAUAAAGGCAACCAUGGAGGAGGGGACCAAGGUACCAGAGGUAUCCACACCUAACCAGUGUAAUCAGCUACAAGCAGAUUCAUCCUCUGAGAAAUCUCUCCAAGAAGGUGUCCCCGUACAUGAGAACAAAACCUCCAACUACACCCGCCGUCUUUCUCACAGUGGAUCAAUACAAGAUAGGGCAGACUUUGAAAUUCUGACAGAGCAGCAAACAUCAAGUUUGACCUUUAAUCUGGUAACUGAUUCCCAAAUGGGAGAUAUAUUCAGAUGUCUCUUGCAAGGAUCUGAUCUGCUAGAGAGUGGCGAUAAUCAGAACUGGCCACUCAACACUCCACGGAAAGAAGGUCAAGCUGGAGAGAGUCUCAUUGGGGUCAUGACACCCAGCAAGAUGAUAACACCCUCGAAGCUCAUCACAACAUGGACAUCUGUUUCACCUUACAAGUUUCAAAUGCCAAUAAAUCCAGCACUCCUUGAUGAAAACUGCAUGUUGGAAGUACCAUCUAAUGCUCUUCCUAACCAGUCUGCCCCUGCUGUGGUCACAGUGAGUUCCCAGCAGCCUUUCUCUAUUUUGGCUGAAGAUUUGGCGGUAUCUCUUACCAUUCCCUCUCCCUUGAAGUCAGAUGGCCACUUGAGCUUUUUGCACCCAGCUAGUGGACAGUCACUGUCCACACCAAGCAACAUCAUCAGUGCUCACUACAGUGAGGAUGCACUUCUUGAUGGAGAAGAUGCCACCGAGCAAGAUAUUCACUUGUCUCUCGAAACGGACAACUCCAGCAGUCCGUCAAGUACCAGUGGAAAUUGGGAGGCUACAAAUCCAGCAAUUUUCCAGUUCAAACCAAACUUGCCUAUGCAGGCAGAGGUAAUGGAGAGGUCCAAUGAUCACUUUAUAGUUCGGAUCAGACAUACCUCUCGUGGGGUACAAGAGGAACCCAAACAGGAGCAGAAAGAAACGCUGCCAGCUGCAGAGGUUUUGUCUUCACGUACAUUGGAUCGGAGACUACACUUGGCAGGUCAGCCUCAGGUCAUCUCAAAUGAAGGAAGUGAAGCUGAAACAUCAAGCAAGAACACCUCAGAUGGUGUGCUUGCAGGAGUCAGUACAGCCAUCUUGCCCAAAACCACUGAGAACCAGAUCGAGCAAGCUGACGAAGCUUCUGAUGCCACUGGAGUCACUGCUGCCAAAGAAUCUGAGCAUGAAUUAAAGAAUGCAUGCCACAGGGUGUCCAGGAAGCGUAAGAAGCAUCAUUCAGGGCCAAAAGCAAAACAUUCUCGAAGAGAGAAAUCGCAAGACAAACAAGAAAAACAAAGGCACAAAAAGAAGUCAAAAUCAUCCAAGGAUAAAAAUGAGAAGACUCCUUCAAAGAAGAUCAAGACUCCAUCUCCUCAGUUGUCUCCUAACAGUCUCUCUGCUAAGAACGUAAUCAGGAAAAGAGGAGAAGUGGUGGUGACCUGGACCAGGGAGGAAGACCGAGAUAUUCUUGUUGCGCUAAAAACGAAAGGAGCUUCUUCUAAAACAUUUGCUGCUCUGUCAUCCAAGUUGAGAAAGUCACAAGCACAGAUUGAAGAGCGAUUCACCCAGCUCAUGAAACUGUUUAAGAAGAAAGAGAAAAUGGAGAGCUAAGCCACUGAGACUGCAGGAUAAUGGCUAACUAUUCUUAGUCUUGGCACUGCAAGAUUGAAGAGCCACAGGCAAAGAAACCAGCAGAAACCAGUUCUUGUCACUGGAUUUUGACAAGCUGGAGUGUUUUUUUUUUUUUUUUUUUCUUUUUUCAGUGCUCUUUUGAGGAGGGAAGCACUGUGUAAUAAUCUACAAUACUCUGGUCGAGAGUCAUUUUCUAUUUUGGCACCUUCAGUUAAGUUUAUAGGUCAUUAUGUUAAAUUCUAGGCAUCAGCUGAAAUCAGUAGAUGUUGACGUCACUCAGUCCAUCACAACAUUUUGCAUCCAUACAGUUCAUUUGGUGUAAUUUUCUUUUCUUUUCUUUUUUUUUUUUCACUUUACAACAUGAUGUCUGAACUGAACCUGAGGUGGCUUUCCAUUAAAGACACUGGAGUCAUUUUUGCCUAGUACCAGCUACCUCUAAGAGACUGGAAUAAGCAUGCUUGAAUGAGAAGUAAAAAGUAUGAGGUGGUGUAAAGCCUGACAGAGCAUAUACCUGUGCUCAAUAAGUCUUUACCCAGAAAAUAUAAGCUGUCACCAACAUUACCAUACAGAACUUAGUUCCUUUUUUUUUGUGUACUUCAUAUAUAAUUAUCUUCAUAAAUCUUAGCGAUCCAAAUCACAAAGACACGAUAAUUCAAAUUGAAGCAGAUCAAACUAUUAUCUCAAAGGCUCCAAAUAAACAUGCAUUCAGUUGUUCAUGACAAUUCAUAGUAAUUUCUUUAAAGUCAAUAAUUGAACGGUUAAAAUUUUGUCUCAAUCUCAUUGUCCUGAACUCAGGAUUUUACUGCUUCUCAGAUUAUCACCAGGCCUGCAGGCUUGUCUUGUAUAUAUGAUAAAUGUGAGAGUUGUUAGAAGGCUUUUAUUACUUAAUAAAUUUAUACCAUUUUUAUUUCGCCCUGAAUGCAGAGAUUACUAGACAGCCUUCUGUCAAACUUCCUGUUUGAAUAAAUAUUCUGUAAAUAUUGUAAAAUGCAGGAAACUUUUUUACUUUUUAAAAUAAAGUUAAUUUAUUUCAA